AUGGUGCUCCUUCCCAGGCAUUCUCUUGGAGCGUGGGGCAGAGGAGCAUUCAGGAAUAUCAACACACUUAAAAGGGAACAUGAUCUACUCAGAAGAGAGAAUGGUGAACUCAGAAUAGAGAAUGGUGAACUUAGAACGGAAAAUGAAAAGCUGCGAAAGGAAAUUGAUGAUAGGAAAGCUCAGUUUGACAAUGGCUGGCAGAAUUCAUAUUUGUUCCCUGACUGGAGGAAAAAAUACUACCAAGCUGCAAGUGUGACUCUGAACCCAGAGACAGCCCAUCCUGCCCUCAAAUUGUCUGAAGAAAGACGACGAGUAACAAUGGGGGAGAAACCUCAAGAUCUUCCUAGGAACCAGCUGAGAUUUGAAUCCCUUCCCUGCGUGCUGGGGCAACAGUCCUUCAGCUCAGAGAGGCACUUCUGGGAGGUGAAAGUUGACAGCAGUACAGCCUGGGACCUGGGAAUAUGUCAGAGUAACGUGAUGAGAAAGGAGAGGACUUACAUAAAACCUGAGGACGGUUUCUGGGCCAUUAGGUUUUAUAAUGAUGAGUACUAUAAUGGCGAGGCACUCACCUCGCCAGAGACUCAACUAAAUCUAAAAGAGCCCCCUCGCACGGUUGGCAUUUUCUUAGACUACGAAAAUAGACAAGUCUCCUUCUACAACAUGACAGACAACAGCCACAUCUACACCUUUUCUCAAGGUGAUUUUUAUGGAUCCCUGAGACCUUUCUUCAGACUUUGGUCCAAAGAUUCGGGACAUCUGGACAUCUGUCCACUCCCUAAUGAGCCGGAAGUGGCACAACUUGAUGAUGACCCUAACUCUACUCUCAUUGCGGUUGUGCAUACAUAACAUCCCUAAAGUUUAGUGAGGGCUGAAACAUUGGUCAUGGCAUGGAUCUUCCUAUACUAGAGCAUAUUAUUUUACUCAGUCUUUCAACUGUUCUUCUAAUCAUUUAAUUUCCCUCAUAAAUUGUUAUCAAAUA
This is a messenger RNA of Cavia porcellus (domestic guinea pig), 979 nucleotides long. RefSeq names its product butyrophilin subfamily 1 member A1-like. Gene Ontology annotation, molecular function: ubiquitin protein ligase activity; protein binding. Gene Ontology annotation, cellular component: cytoplasm. The coding region runs from base 1 to 846 and encodes 281 amino acids. The transcript is spliced from 10 exons. Lineage: Eukaryota; Metazoa; Chordata; Mammalia; Rodentia; Caviidae. The record is from RefSeq and is a predicted model, not a curated record. Gene Ontology annotation, biological process: protein ubiquitination.